Messenger RNA from Plutella xylostella (diamondback moth), 1238 nucleotides. Its product is annotated as achelase-2-like. The record is from RefSeq and is a predicted model, not a curated record. NCBI's taxonomy places the organism in Eukaryota, Metazoa, Arthropoda, Insecta, Lepidoptera, Plutellidae. Gene Ontology annotation, biological process: proteolysis. Gene Ontology annotation, molecular function: serine-type endopeptidase activity.
CGAGGCCAAUUAAUAUGAAAUCCUACAUCGCGGUAUUAAAGUUUUUCAGUGGUCAGAAAUAAAUACAAAACCUAAUUAUGUUAAAUCUAUUAUAUAGUAGGAGAGUCAGACAGUGACUUUCGCAUUAAUAAUAUUAGUUAGGAUUAGGAUAAUAUAAAAUAUCAAAGUAGUCAAUCCAAAAGAGAAGCAAUGUGAAUUGUGUUACAGGCGUGAACCCUUUGCCACUGCAGUAUCAAGUCAUACAGUGAAUGAUCUAGGUACACCAUACCUAUAAAAUCUUUCCAGAAAAAUCAAUGACACUACAGCUGCUGCUACUGGAACUACAAUCUUGAGGGCAUCUAAAUUUGUCAUUCGCGUCGGAUCUACCUACAAUGACCGCGGAGGCUCAGAGCAUGUGACGUCCAAGUUCGUGGUUCACGAGAGCUAUACCUUACCUUUUAACGACGUGGCAGUGUUGGUGCUGUCGGACAGUAUAAGCAACUACCGGAGCAGCUCGGUGCAGCCAGCCGCCAUCCCCCCGGGGGGGUAUGUGGUCCCGGACAACGCGUCUGUGGUAGCUGUCGGGUGGGGACUGACUGAUAUGAACUGCAGCAACUCAAGCCCCCUCGGCCUGCGGCACGUGGGGCUGCGCAAGGUGGACCGAGACACCUGCGCCGCGCGGUGGAGGCAGAAGGUCCCAGAACUCCCCGACUCCAUGCUCUGCGCGGGGCUGCUUGGUGUUGGAGGAGCUGGUACUUGCAAGGGUGACUCAGGUGGUCCCUUGGUGUACAACGGGGUGGUGGUGGGAGUGGCCUCGUUUGUUAAGACAUGCGACGAUUCCUUCUACCCUCAUGUGUUCACGCGCGUCGCUAGCUACACCGACUGGAUCAACAACACUGUAAGUCAAAACCAGGUUGUGGUCGUGGACAAGAACAGUCACAACACCGCCGUGGCAGCUGACGUCACCAGGUUGAUGCUACUCGUCUUCGCAACGUCAAUUUGGAUUAUGUAUUCCAAUAUCUCAUUAUUUUUUUAAGUAAGUAGCUACCGAUGAUAGUUAUGUCUAAAUUUAAACACAAUAAGUUAACAUAUUUUUUUAUAAAUUUAUGUUUAAAAAGUGGCUUUUUAGGCAAAUACUCAUGUAAGUUUUGCAUUUCCGUUUAUAAUGUUUUUUUUUUCUUUUACAUAUAGUAUGUUCUCGGAGUGGUAGGUAUAUUGUUACCUGAAAAGGGGUGACUCAGACUCAUUCUGAGAAACUU